AUGCAAAAAGAAAAAUCAAACAAAAAGCUUUUCAUUGGAAUUCUUGUUUUCACUCUUAUCAGUUUGUGGAAUAUUCUUGGACACAUAAAAGACGUGAUGUCUGAUGAAGUUGAGCAAAAGAGCCUUCUGGUCAAGGUACAAUUUGAAGACUCGUACAAUAAAACACUAGAGAGUGAACCCGAGAACUGCACAAGAGAUGAGACAGACAUCUUUCUCGACUUGGCUCUUCUUGAAAGAAAUUAUCCUGAACUGAAAGGAAAGCGGCGCAAAAUAGAAGGAAAAUAUUAUCCGUUUCUGAAUGAGAUGCUUCGUUUCAAUAAGAACAUGAAGCCUUCAGUUAUCCAACAGCCAGAUGAAUGUCAAUUUCAAGAUUCUAGUUUACCUUCUCUGAUUUUCGGAAUCAAGUCAAUGCCAAAAGCGAUUCAAGCAAGAGAAACUUUGAGGAGAACUUGGUUAAGAAAAGAAAUAUGGAAAACGCUUGGAUUUGAAAUCAAGGUUGUUUUUAUAACUGGAAAAGACAAAGGCUGGGGUCCGCAACAAAUAUAG
Messenger RNA from Oikopleura dioica, 546 nucleotides. NCBI's taxonomy places the organism in Eukaryota, Metazoa, Chordata, Appendicularia, Copelata, Oikopleuridae. The record is from the annotation of a GenBank genome assembly.